Messenger RNA from Coregonus sp. 'balchen', 519 nucleotides. Lineage: Eukaryota; Metazoa; Chordata; Actinopteri; Salmoniformes; Salmonidae. The record is from the annotation of a GenBank genome assembly.
AUGGCUUUCACUACCGCGAAGCUCCAAUCGAAAACGGUUUAUCGCAUAGCCGAAGUGUUGAACGACUUUCCACGCAACUUCCUCGUCAGCAUGGGCAUGGACAAAACGCUGAACUGCUUUCAAACGGAGUGGAAUGAGAUGGCGCACAAAUGUCUGUUUAAUGCGGAGGAUGUGGGGCUGGUUCCAGAUGUGUACACGCAAAAGCAUUUUCUUAGCAGCGAGCUGAAAAACGCGCAGAGGGAGAGGGGAGAAUACAGGCAAACAGCCUCAGCAGCGGGACAGACUCUGGUCAAGCUCCGAAAAGCCAGAGAUUUCCACAAGCGAGUGGGCCAGGAGAAGAAAAGACUGAUAGAAGACAUUAGAAAGCUGAAGACACACGGCGCUUCCUAUGAUCCAGCAUUGAAACAGAUGAACGAGAAAUACCAGGCAGCUCUGAAGCAGAAAAUGCUGGCAAGCCCACAGCCUAGAUGCCACGUUACACAACACCCUUCCUUCUCAACCUCCCCACCCCACCUCUGA